Molecule: messenger RNA, 1164 nt
Organism: Lactuca sativa (garden lettuce)
Lineage: Eukaryota; Viridiplantae; Streptophyta; Magnoliopsida; Asterales; Asteraceae
Product: putative 1-acyl-sn-glycerol-3-phosphate acyltransferase 5
Cellular component (GO): endomembrane system
Molecular function (GO): acyltransferase activity
Source: RefSeq, a predicted model, not a curated record
GUUCCAAAAAAAAUGGAUGCGUGUAAGACUUCAAACUCAGACUCCGAUGGUGGAUUAAAGAACUACCCUUUGAAUUUUCAAAGGGCCAUAAGGGGUUUUGUAUGCUUGGUUGUUUAUCUUUCGACUGCCUUUGUAUUUAUCGUUUUUUUAGGCACUCCUGCUGCAGUUUUUCCCCGAUUUUUCAGCAUACAUUAUAGCAGAAAGGCAUUGUCUUUCUUUUAUGGAAUUUGGCUAUCUUUAUGGCCAUUCUUAUUUGAAAAGAUCAACGAAACUAAAGUUGUUUUCUCUGGAGAAACUGUUCCAGAAAAGGAACGUGUUCUUCUUAUUGCUAACCACAAAACAGAAGUUGAUUGGAUGUAUCUUUGGGAUCUUGCAUUGAGAAAGGGGUCCAUAAGUUGCGUCAGAUAUGUACUUAAAAGCAGCUUGAUGAAAUUACCUUUAUUUGGUUGGGCAUUGCAUAUUUUGGAGUAUAUUUCAGUUGAAAGAAAAUGGGAAGUUGAUGAAAGUAACAUGCAAAAGAUGUUGUCAACUUUUACAAAUCAUUCAGAUCCAUUGUGGCUUGCUGUUUUUCCCGAAGGAACUGAUUUCACAGAGCAAAAAUGCAUAAAAAGCCAAAAAUUUGCUGCUGAAAAUGGGUUGCCUAUUCUCAAGAAUGUGUUGCUUCCUAAAACAAGAGGUUUUCAUGCUUGUUUGGAAAUCUUGAGGGGGUCUUUGGAUGCAGUAUACGACUUGACAAUAGCUUACAAAAACCGGUGUCCCACCUUCUUGGACAAUGUUUUUGGAAUAGAACCAUCUGAAGUUCAUAUCCAUGUUCGACGCGUCCCCCUAGACGAUAUCCCGACUUCACAAAAGGAGUCCAAUGCAUGGCUAUUACAGUCAUUUCAACUCAAAGACCAAUUACUAUCCGAUUUCAUUACACGUGGUCAUUUUGAAAACGAAGGAACCGAACAAGAGCUCUCAACAAUAAAAUGUGUGAUAAAUUGCAUAAUAGUUAUAGGGACUACUUGUUUAUUUACACAUCUUACAUUUUUCUCAUCUGUUUGGUUCAAAAUAUACAUUGGUGUAACUUGUGCCUACCUUACUUUUGCUACGAAUUCUGGCUUUCGUCCUUCUCCAGUUAUUGAAUAUGUGAAAUUGUUUGUAUAUGGAAAGAAGUUGGUUUAA